Molecule: messenger RNA, 1689 nt
Organism: Closterium sp. Yama58-4
Lineage: Eukaryota; Viridiplantae; Streptophyta; Zygnematophyceae; Desmidiales; Closteriaceae
Source: the annotation of a GenBank genome assembly
AUGGUCGCUGAUUCGUCCGACAACAACCCGAAGGGCAACGGCGGUGCGGAGAAGAAGAAGGAGCGCACCGCGGGCCAAUUCUUCCAUGUGGGAGACAAGGGGGAGCAAGGAGACGCCUCUGCCAAAGUUGGAGCAGAGCUGCACCCCCUAGACUAUUGGGUGUUGGACACAGGCGCUGCUUGGACGAUGACGCCGCGCAAGGACCUGCUGGACGAAGUACGAGCUGCACCGAUCAAUGAAGUGUGCUCCGCCUCUGGACACGCGCUGAAGGUGGCUGGUGCGGGACGAGCUGCGUUUAAGGGAGCGGAUGGCAAGCCGGUGGUGCUGCACAACGUUCUCCUCGUCCCCGACCUGAAGGCCAACCUUAUCUCCCUCCGUAAGCUUGGCAAGGCUGGGGUGAACACCAACACGGAUGGGGCACGCACUUAUAAGGGGAAGCUGGGCAAUCGGGUGCUUUGGGAUCUGCACGAGAGCAAGGACGUGUACAGAUCUAUGUGGCAGCUGCCGGCCCUGGCGUGGCAUGUGUCGGCGAGAUCUGGGGAGACAGAUUGGGCAACGGCACACCGGCGCUUAGGGCAUGUGGCAAUGCCUUUGCUGAAGCAGCUGGAGAAGGAUGGAGCCGUUAAGGGUCUAAAGCUGAACGGACAGCCACCCGAUGACAACUGUGAAAUCUGUUUGCUUUCAAAGUUCACCCGUUUCCCUUUCCAUAGUGUGGCUGGCAGGAGCAAGAAGCCUUUGGAGCUGGUCCACAUGGACUUGGUGGGGCCGCUGCCGGUGCAAGGGCACAAGGGGGAGCGGUAUUUUCUUACAAUUGUGGAUGACUGGAGCAGGCUGAUGUGGGCGUAUCCGCUGAAGCAGAAGGACCACGCCGCCUCCACGAUACGGGACGAUUGGCUGCCAUUCGUGGAGAAGCAAGCGGAGUGUGUAGUGAAGCGGAUUAGGACAGACCGGGGUGGUGAGUUCCUUGGAGCUGAAAUGACGGCCUGGCUCAAGAAGCAGGGCAUCCAGAGAGAGCUGACCACGGCUUACACCCCACAGUCCAACGGUGUAGCAGAACGGGCAAACCGGACCAUUCUGGAGACAGCUAGGGCUCUGCUCAUAGAAUCUGGGCUGAGCAAUUCGAUGUGGCCUCAUGCUGUCCGGCACGCUACCGUCGCUAGGAACAGGGUGCUCACCAAGGUUGGGGAUGACUCGUGGGUGCCGUUGGAGAGGUGGCUUGGGAGGAAGCCGCCGGUGGACAUGCUGAGGGUGUUUGGUUGCAUGGCAGUCGCCCACGUCCCCAAGACCUACCGCAGUAAGUUGGGGGCGAGUGCAAUCUGGUGUGUGCAUUUGGGGCUGGCUGCUGAGAGCAAGGGAUGGCUGCUGUGGGAACCAUCCAAGGGUAUGUUGUUUGACAGCAGGGAUGUGAAAUUCAUUGAGGGCAUGAUGUAUGGGACCUGGGAGAAACAGCCGGAGGCCCGGGUGUCCCAGCAGAUGGAGCAUAUCACCAUGCAGCUGGACCUGACUCCUAGUGUGUGGGAGGAGGGAGAGGAGGCAGCUGCUGGAAAUGGUGAUGGAGAGAAGGUACAGAGGCAUUUGCUGGUGGAGAAAAUGGUGUGGAAACUGGCGGCAGCACUAGUGAAGCUGCUGGAUCCGAGGGAGGAGAGCAGCAGCAGGGGAAAACUAAGAAGCCGAAGGGUGUCGUUAUGA